Messenger RNA from Cyprinodon variegatus (sheepshead minnow), 1595 nucleotides. Its product is annotated as D-threo-3-hydroxyaspartate dehydratase-like. Gene Ontology annotation, biological process: D-serine catabolic process. Bases 3 to 1136 code for a protein of 377 amino acids. Lineage: Eukaryota; Metazoa; Chordata; Actinopteri; Cyprinodontiformes; Cyprinodontidae. The transcript has 9 exons. The record is from RefSeq and is a predicted model, not a curated record. Gene Ontology annotation, molecular function: D-serine ammonia-lyase activity.
GCAUGUCUCCAGUGUUUUGCAGUAUGGAGGGGGAGUCCUUUUCAGCCCUGUGUACCCCUGCUUUGGUGGUCGAUGUGGACAAAGUGAAGAGAAACGCACAAAGGAUGAUCGAGCGCUGCCACAAACUGGGAGUCCAACUCCGACCGCACAUGAAGACCCAUAAAACCCUUGAAUGUGCGGACAUCAUGACAGGUGGAUCGAGACGGUGCAUAGUGGUCUCCACCUUGGCAGAGGCCAGUUUCUAUGCUGAGCACGGCUUUGAUGACAUCCUAUAUGCAUACUCUCUUCCCUUUGACAAGGUGGAGCGCUGUGCUGCCUUGUCAGAGAGACUGGAUCUUUUCCAAGUUCUGCUUGAUCAUCCUGAUGCCCUGGACCAGCUCAAAAAGAGGCCCCUGAGUGGUGGCAGGCAGUGGCACGUGUGGCUAAAACUGGACUGCGGCAAUGGGAGAGCUGGCAUCCUGCAUUCAGAGCCUGAGGCACUCCAACUGGCCCAAGCCAUCGCUGAGACAGAUGGGGUGGAGCUAACAGGAGUGUACGCCCACUGUGGGAACACCUACAACUGUAGGGGAGUGGAGCAAAUACAGGCUGUCGCCCAAGAAACCACCAACUUUACCCUGCAGUUCAUGGAGAGAUUGAAGGCUGUUGGCAUCAGUUGUAAGUCCAGCAUUGGCUCCACCCCUUCCUGUAGUCAUCCUGUCAAGGACAUGGGAAAGCUUAGCGAGGUGCAUCCUGGAAACUACGUCUUCUACGAUGCCAUGCAGUCCAUUAUUGGAUCUUGUAGUCUGGAUGAUGUGGCUGUGAGGGUUUUGACGAGAGUCAUUGGACAUUGUCCUCACAGAAACCAGCUCCUGAUCGACUGUGGAUGGGCUGGAAUCAGUUUGGAGGGAGCUGGAAAACUUCCCACUGGAUAUGCUGUGAUCGAAGGGCAUCCAAACCUUAAGUUGUUGUCUAUGACUCAAGAGCACGGGAGAGUGGAGCCCAUCUCAGGUCCACUGGACUACAGCAAAUACCCCAUUGGCUCUCUGCUCACCUUGAUCCCUUACCACUCAUGUGCGACAGCCAUGAUGCACCCUGUGUACCACGUGCACUCUGAGGGUUGCCUGCUGGGGAAGUGGACGCCAACCCGUGGCUGGUGAACAUCUGUCCAGCUGCGCAUUUAAAGCAGCUUCAGUUGAUUUGAUAUGAAGAGAGAAAACAUAUCGUAUUGUUCUUAGUAUAUAGAUAUAUGCUAAAAGAAGAACUUGUGAACUAAUUUUGGGUAUAGAAGUAGUAGACCUGUUCACUGCAUGCUGACUCUAAAAAGGUGACAGAAUUACUGGGGGUGAAGACAAAUUGAUUUUAAUUUCUAACUAAAUAAAUUGGUAAUUAACAUUUUCUGUGAUUCUACUGUUUAUUUUUGUGUCAGUGUUAUUCUACAAGGAAACUAUGUGACUCUUAACACAAGGAACUUCUGAAUGUUCAAAUUAGCUAAUUUGAUGUGGUUCAGUUGGAAUUCUUUGAUAUUAAACUCUGUAAGUAAAGAUAAUUAUUUGAGUUUUAGUGACUGCAUAGAAUUUGAAACUUUAGGCAUAUGUGAUUUAUCAAAAAAAUAAUUU